GAGGAGGCGGGGCGAAUUCGGCUGCGCGCGCAGAUGACACUCACUUGAGACGCCAAGAUGGCGGCUGCCGUGUUUCGAGUCGCUUUGCAGGACUGGAGGAGCUGCAUGCGGUGGAGCUACGGGCGACGGAAGCUGAGCCAGACCCAGGGGCCUCCUGAUAACCCUGGCUUUGUGGAGUCUGUGGAUGAAUACCAAUUUGUGGAGCGCCUGCUCCCCCCUACCAAAAUCCCAGAGCCACCAAAACAUAAACAUUAUCCCACUCCUAGUGGCUGGCAGCCUCCCAGAGAUCCCCUUCCCAGCUUGCCCUACUUUGUUCGUCGCUCUCGGAUGCACAACAUUCCUGUCUACAAGGCGAUCACACACGGCAACCGACAGAUGACCUUGAUUCGGAAGGUGGAAGGAGACAUCUGGUUUAUCUUUCCCCAGGCUCUACAAAAGGAUGUGGAAGAAUUUUUGAGCCCACUGCUGGGAAAGACACCUGUCACCCAGGUUAAUGAGGUGACAGGCACUCUUCGAAUCAAGGGCUACUUUGAUGAGCAGCUUAAAGCCUGGCUUCUUGAGAAAGGCUUCUGAGGCCAGAUGAUCAGCCCAUGUGGCAGUGCUCUCCACAGACUGGCAUCCAGAGAGGAAGUGGAUUUGGAGUCUCUGGAAUGGGAUUCAGAGAACAGGGUUUAUACUUAGGACAAAAGGGCUUUGAGAUAAGGCUUUGCUUUCAUAGAGGGGAAGUCAACCUAGAUGUACAAGUGUCCACUUGAGAGCUGUCCAACAUGGGCGGCCACAGCAACAAUCAGACUAACAAAGGCAGACAUUAACUGCUAUACAGAUAAUCUCUUGUGCACUGUGUUGAGGCAUUACCUGUCAGUAAAAAGCUGAUGCCCAGUGAGCUGAGGCAGGAUUAUAAUGUGGGAAAUCUGUUAGGGAGAUUCACCCUGCACAUGGAUGAAGCAACUAGCCAUGUGGCAGACACAGCAAGCUUUAAAUGAGUUAUGAACUGGUGGGAACAAGCCUAGUCCAAGGCCAUAAGUAUUGUACAUACAAAUGAGCCUGUUAGUCCUAAUUCAGGAACUGGGCCAGGCGGGGUGUCAGUGGAAGAGCCUGACAUUAUAAACUGCUGUCCCUUUAUAAACUGUGGUAUAUUUCUUUAUGUUAGCUAUUCUGGAAGCAACACCCAACCCUGUUCUGGGAGCUUCAGGGGAUAGACCCAUCAGGGAAUCCAUCCUUAGCCUAGAGCUUCUGCUAUAGACAGACUGUGGUAGAAGCUGUGGAACACAUGACAGGAUGCAGGACAAUGACAUGAACUGGAAUGGAUGAGACAAAUAAAAUAGUAUCUUAGG
This is a messenger RNA of Mastomys coucha (southern multimammate mouse), 1334 nucleotides long. RefSeq names its product mitochondrial ribosomal protein L49 (gene Mrpl49). The record is from RefSeq and is a predicted model, not a curated record. Gene Ontology annotation, cellular component: ribosome; mitochondrial large ribosomal subunit. Gene Ontology annotation, biological process: translation. Gene Ontology annotation, molecular function: structural constituent of ribosome. The coding region runs from base 58 to 573 and encodes 171 amino acids. The transcript is spliced from 4 exons. NCBI's taxonomy places the organism in Eukaryota, Metazoa, Chordata, Mammalia, Rodentia, Muridae.